This is a messenger RNA of Venustampulla echinocandica, 996 nucleotides long. RefSeq lists its product as uncharacterized. The record is from RefSeq and is a predicted model, not a curated record. NCBI's taxonomy places the organism in Eukaryota, Fungi, Ascomycota, Leotiomycetes, Helotiales, Pleuroascaceae. The transcript has a single exon. Bases 1 to 996 code for a protein of 331 amino acids.
AUGAGCUUUGCCCAGCAGGCCGGGCCCUCGUCUCCGCCACAAACACCCACCACCUCGACUUAUGCGUUCCCAAAGAACCGCCGCCACGGCCUGCAGUUCAUACAACAACUACCCAAGCAGAAUGGGAACGGGAAUAUUAUGCCCAAUGGCCAGGGGCCAACAUUCUCCUACGUUCCUUCGAUCCGCCCUGCAGAGCUCUCACCGCGCUCUUCGAGUCCCGACUCCGAGGCACAUUCCUCAUCGAGUGACAGCCCACCGCGGUCCCUGAUUUCCUCCCUCGAUGAGCCUAUACCGCCAACCCCACCACGCCGUCCCAGUCGGGUAGUAGCAGAAGGGAAUUUUACCGUCGAGGAGUUCCGAGAAUCGGACUACGAUGACUUCGAUAGCGACGAAGAGUCAGUCAUCCGACCUCACCAAUACGAGGAUGCCGAAUCGGACCGCGCCCCUUCCGUCAAAUCAAUUUCCCACAACGACCUGGACCAAAGGUUCUACGCUGGUUUCCAAAAUCUACACUGCGAGAAUGAAGAUAUUCUGGGCCCGGAACUAGAGCGCGAGGCCUGGCUUAAGAAGCUAAAAGCGGAAAGGCGACGCAAGAGACGUAGCUCAGGGAGUGUACAGAAGCGGACAUGGAGUUAUAGCAUUGGAAGUGAUACGGACGACGAGGAUAUACAGCCUGUUACGUUCGAAGGGGCUAAUAGCGCUAGGCGGCUAAGGAGGAAAGUUGCAGGUGACGAGCGGUCGAGCCUGAUUUUCGAUGAUCCCCCGCCGAGGAUUGAUGAGUUGGAAGAACCCGAAUCUUGUGAGGAGAUUGUGGAGGUUCAUGAAAGCGAGGACGAAGGCCAAGGCCAAGGCGUUGAUAGGGAAUUGCCUUAUUAUGUGCAGGAUAUGGAUGUCGAUUCUGACGAGGACGUCGAUUCCGACGUCGACGUCGACGUCGACUCUGACGUGGAUGUUGACUCCGACGAAGAUGACGAUGAUGAUGACGACGACGAGUGA